This is a messenger RNA of Alosa sapidissima (American shad), 7219 nucleotides long. RefSeq names its product nodal modulator (gene nomo). Lineage: Eukaryota; Metazoa; Chordata; Actinopteri; Clupeiformes; Clupeidae. The record is from RefSeq and is a predicted model, not a curated record. Gene Ontology annotation, molecular function: carbohydrate binding. Gene Ontology annotation, cellular component: endoplasmic reticulum membrane.
AUCCAGGAAGUGCAAACUUGGUAGCUGGCUACUACGGGAGGGGGAGACUGUUGGAACUCAAACAAGCUGCAAGUUUUAACCAAAUUGCUUCUUGGAGCUAAAAAGACUUGUAACAGUUCUCAAAUUGUAGUCUUUUCGCAGAAAUGCUGUAAUGGACUCCGUUGACGCAGUGUUCCUGCCCGAUCGGGGCAGAGGUCCAGCGAGCAACCCUUUGCUGGACCAGCUACCCAGCUACCAGUCCCUGCUCUACCGCCGGAAGCCCUCCAAUGCUGCGGGCAGCACCAAGAGGAGGAACAGCAGCUUGCGCGAGCGGUUUGGGUCCCUGACCAACCGAUGGACGGCCGGUCGAGCGGACAACAAGCAGAAGACCGGCAUUCUCCAGAGGCCGGUCCGAGAGCAGCCGAAGAGCAUGGGGGACAAGCGAAUGGACCGAGACCUGCGUCUGGAGCAGGACCGGCGCCGGCACGGUUGGAGCCAAUGGCAGCGGAGCAUGCGGCGCUCCCUUCGGCGCCUGCGGGACGACGGCAUGGACUGGCUCCGCAGCCUGGAGCUGUGGCGUGGCGACAUCCACAUGAUUGAAGGCAUGUUUGGUACAGGCAUCCUGUCGUACUUCUCCUUCCUCCGCUUCUUGGUGCUGCUCAACUUCGUCAUGUUCCUGCUCAUGUUCGGCUUCGUCAUCUUCCCCAUCAUCGUGGCGCCCAGAGCCUCAGGAAACAUCACCUACCAUGGCCAUGGCAUGCAUCUUGUUGUAUUAAGUGAGUGCAGCGUUUACCCUGCUAAAUCCCGGCAAGGCCUGGUGGUUUUCCACGAGUACAUCACGGACCUGCUCUCAGGGACGGGCUUUCUGGAACAGACCUACCUCUUCUAUGGCUACUACCGAGUGGGGGGUAUCCAUUUCCCCAUGCACUCGUACAACCUCCCCCUGGCCUACCUGCUGGUUACUGUGGCCUACCUCCUGCUCAGCCUCGUCUGGAUUGUGAAAAGAUCUGCUGCAGGCUUCAAGCAGAACCUAAUCCAGGAUGAGGAUCGCUUCCAGAGCUUCUGCAACAAGAUCUUUGCCGGCUGGGAUUUCUGCAUCACCAAUGAGAACGCUGCCAGACUGAAGAGGAGCAGUUUGCUGUACGAACUCAGGACAGACCUGGAGGAGGAGCGCAUCAAGCAGAAGAUCGCUGACCGCACACGCAAGGACAAGUGCCGCAUCUUUGCGCUGCGCCUGGUGCUGAACGUGUUUGUGACCGCCGUGCUGGCCAGCUGCUUCUACUGCAUCUACAGAGCCACCAUGUUUUCCCAGCUGGCCCAGCAAAAGAAAGAACCGGUGAACUUCAUCGUGGACCUGAUCUUGGAGUACCUGCCCUCCAUCGUCAUCACCAUGGCCAACUUCAUGACGCCGCUGGUUUUCAGCCUCAUCAUCCAGUUUGAGGACUACUCCCCUGCCUUCGAGAUCCGCUUCACCCUCAUGAGGUGUGUGUUCAUGCGCCUGGCCAGCAUCGGGGUGCUGCUCUUCUCCCUCUGGGCUCAGAUCACUUCCUGUGAUGGCAAAGAGUGUUCCUCUUGCGGCUACAACCACAAACUCUACCCCUGUUGGGAGACACAUGUUGGACAGGAAAUGUACAAGCUCAUGAUCUUUGACUUCCUCAUCAUCGGAGCAGUCACUGUGUUCGUGGAAUUCCCUAGAAAGAUCAUCUUUAACCACUGUGAUUGUGGCCUGGCCAAGUGGUGGGGCCAGCAGGAGUUCGCCAUCCCCCAGAACGUGCUGGAGAUUGUCUACGGCCAGACCAUCUGCUGGAUCGGCACCUUCUACUGCCCCCUGCUGCCCGCCAUCAGCACCCUCAAGUACUUCAUCGUCUUCUACAUCAAGAAGGUGAGCCUGGUCAACAACUGUCGCCCCUCCACGCGUCCGUUCCGAGCCUCCAGCUCCAACUUCUUCUUCCUGGUGGUGCUGCUGAUCGGCCUGGCCCUGGCCUGUAUACCAGUGAUGGUCAGCAUGGCGCAGAUCCAAAGUUCCAAGGCCUGCGGACCGUUUAUCAGCUUCACCACAUCCUGGGCAGUGGUGCCAAAGACGGUAGAGACACUUCCUGGGGGCCUGAAGACCUUCCUCUACGCGCUGGCCUCCGAGCCCUUCGCCGUCUCUCUUUUUGUCGUCACAUGCCUGGCCAUGUUCUAUGUCAUCGCACUAGCUGGAGCUCAUAAGAAGGUCAUCAACCAGCUCAGGGAACAGCUUGCCAUGGAGGGCCGGGACAAGCGCUUCCUGAUCCAGAAGCUGUGCCAGGCCCAGAAGAGGGUGUCAGCCGCCCGCUCCUCAGCCGCCCGCUCCUCAUCCUCACACUCCUCAGUCUCGCCCAUGAGCCACGAACGCAGCCGCUACCACAGCACACCCAGCCGAGACGACUCCGCAGUGUUCUUGGUCCAGCCGGCGCCCGACUCGGCAACCCAGGUCUCAGCAAUGGCAAAGUGUUUUAUUUUGAUGUUCAUAAUCUAUUCACAUUAUGUGGCGUUAACGAUUUCAGCAGAUGACAUCGUUGUGGCAUGUGGGGGCUUUGUGAAGUCUGACGUAGAAAUAAAUUAUUCUCUCAUUGAGAUUAAGUUGUACACCAAACAAGGAUCUCUAAAGUACCAAACAGAUUGUGCUCCAAUCAAUGGCUACUUCAUGAUACCCCUCUAUGACAAGGGAGACUAUGUGUUGAAAAUUGAGCCACCGUUGGGUUGGAGCUUUGAGCCGACCAGUGUGGACCUCCAUGUGGACGGCGUGACGGACAUCUGCACCAAAGAGCAGGACAUCAACUUCAUCUUCACCGGCUUCUCCGUCUCAGGAACGGUCCUGAGUAAAGGCCAGCUGCUGGGUCCAGCUGGGGUGGAGGUGAGUCUGCAGAAGGAGGGAGCCGAUGGCAGUCUGCAGACAGUGCUCACACAGCCUGGAGGAAAGUACACAUUCUUUAAAGUGCUACCUGGAAACUAUGAGAUCACUGCAUCCCAUGAGUCUUGGACUUUGGAACAGAAGUCCACCUCAGUGCGAGUGUCCAACGCCAACGCUCCUGCUGCCGAGGCCUUGGUGGUGGUCGGCUACGACGUGUCGGGAGAGGUGCGCAGCGACGGCGAGCCCAUGAAGGGGGUCUCCUUCCUGCUCUUCUCAGCCACCGUGAAGAAAGAGGACGUGAGUGGCUGCAGCAUGGCUCCGGUGAACGGCGUGAUGCUGGACGACGACGCACUGGCCUUCCUGUGCAGCGCUCAGUCGGGGGAGGACGGAGCCUUCAGCUUCCCCUCGCUGGGCAGCGGUGCCUACAUCCUGGUGCCCUACUACAGGGGCGAGAGAAUCACGUUCGAUGUGGCCCCGUCCAGGAUGGACUUCAGGGUUGAGCACAACAGUCUGAAACUGGAGCCGAUCUUCCGGGUCAUGGGCUUCUCGGUGACGGGCCGCGUGCUGAACAGCCAGGAGGGCGAGGGCGUGCCCGACGCCACCGUCACCCUUAACAACCAGAUCAAAGUGUUGACCAAAGACGACGGUUCGUUCAGACUGGAGAACAUGACCACGGGGACCUACACCAUCCGCACACAGAAGGACCUCAUGUUCUUUGAGCCGAUCACGGUGAAGAUCGCCCCCAACACACCCCAGCUCCCCGACAUCAUCACUGCAGGUUUUAGUGUGUGUGGGCGCAUUGCUGUCUCUCGCCUCCCCGAGGGCAUGAAGCAGCAAGGUCGCUACAAGGUCACCCUCACCCCCAGCGGUCAAGACAAGGCUGCCGCCCGCACUACCGAGAGUGACCACAUGGGGGCGUUCUGCUUCCAGGCCAGACCAGGAGACUACAGUAUACAGGUGACUCUCCCCGAUGCGGAGGUGAGGGCUGGACUGGCCCUGCUGCCCGCGGCGCUGGACAUCUCCCUGGUGGACCGGCCGCUCAACGACCUGCUCUUCACCCAGUUCAUGGCCACUGUGACCGGCAAAGUGUCCUGCCUAGUGGCGUGUGAUGACCUGACGGUGACCCUGCAGCCCAUCAGCAGGCAGGGCGAGAAGCGCGUCGUGCAGCUGUCCGGCAGCAGCGAGACGCUCACCUUCUCCUUCGACGACGUCCUCCCCGGAAAAUACAAAGCGAGCGUGUCCCAGGAGGAGUGGUGCUGGAAGAACAAGUCUCUGGAGGUGGAGGUGCUGGACGCCGACGUCAUGGGCGUGGAGUUCAAACAGAACGGCUACAUCCUGCGUUGCUCCCUCUCCCACGCCAUCACGCUGGAGUUUUUCCAAGAUGUCACCGACAAGCCUGAGAAUGUUGGUGUUUACAAUCUCUCCAAGGGCAUCAACCGCUUUUGCCUUUCCAAACCAGGUGUCUAUAAAGUGACCCCUCGCUCCUGUCACCAGUUUGAGCAGGACUAUUACACCUAUGACACGUCUGCUCCCAGCAUUCUGACCCUCACAGCCAUCCGCCAUCACAUGACCGGCCUCAUCACCACAGACAAAAUGCUGGACGUGACGGUCACCCUCAAGUCGUCCAUCGAGAGCGAGCCGGCCCUGGUGCUUGGCCCCCUGCGCUCCCAGGAGGAGCAGCGUCAGGAGCAGCAGCUGCAGGAGAUCGCUCUGAGGCGGCAGGAGCGCGAGCGUCGCGGUGAGGACGAGAGCCCCGCCAUGCAGGAGAAGGCCGACGAGCUCACCGGACCCUUCCACUACGAGUUCUCCUACUGGGCCAGAUCUGGAGAGAAGAUCACAGUGACCCCGUCAUCCACAGAGCUUCUCUUCUACCCACCGGAAGUGGAGGCCACCAUCACUGGGGAGUCGUGUCCAGGCAGGACGGUGAACAUCGUGGGCCGGGCCGGUCUCUUCAUGGACGGCCGCGUGUCUCCGGAGCUGCAGGGCGUGGAGAUCUCCAUCAGCAAGAAGGGAGUAGCCGAGCCUGUCGUCACGGUGCUCACCGACGACAACGGGGCCUACAGUGUGGGCCCGCUGCACAGUGACCAGGAGUAUGACAUCAGCGCCAGUAAGGAGGGCUUCGUCCUGACCCCGGUGGAGGGCGCCGCGGGAGACUUCAAGGCCUUCGCCCUGGCAGGGGUCACCUUUGAGAUCAAGUCGGAGGAAGGUCUGCCCCUCCCUGGAGUCCUGCUCUCGCUCAGCGGCGGAAACUUCCGCUCCAACCUCCUCACACAGGAAUCGGGCCUCCUCACCUUCAACAACCUGAGCCCAGGUCAGUACUACUUCAAGCCCAUGAUGAAGGAGUUCCGCUUUGAGCCCGCCUCCCAGAUGAUCACCAUCGAGGAGGGACAGAACCUCCAGAUCACCAUCACCGGCUUCAAGACGGCCUACAGCUGCUAUGGCUCGGUUCAGUCCCUGAGCGGCGACGCGGAGCCGGGCGUGGCUGUGGAGGCGGUGGGCCAGGCCGAGUGCAGCCUCUACAGCGAGGACACGGUCACCGACGACGACGGACGCUUCAGACUGCGCGGCCUGCUGCCUGGAUGCAGGUACCUGAUCCGGCUCCGGGCCGAGGGCAACGAGCACAUCGAGCGAGCUCUUCCCCAGCACCGAUCCAUCGAGGUUGCCAGCAAUGACGUCGAGGGCGUCCACAUCAUUGCGUUCCGACAGAUCAACCAGUUUGACCUCAGCGGUAACAUCAUCACCCCUCCUGAACACCUGGCCUCUCUCUGGGUGAAGCUGUAUAAGAAUGACAAUCUGGACAACCCCGUCCAGAGCGUGUCGCUUGGACAGUCCUUCUUCUUCCACUUCACUCCGCUAAAGAGGGACGGAGAGAGCUACGUGUUGAUGCUGGACACCAGUCUGUCCCGCUCCCAGUUUGACUACACCCUCCCCCAGGUGUCCUUCACCUCCACCGGCUACCACAAGCACGUCACCCUCAACUUCAAACCCACGAGGAAAGUCCCUGACCAGGAUGUGGCUCAGGGAUCCUACAUUGCCCUUCCUCUGACGUUAUUAAUCCUGCUAGCAGCAUACAACCAUGAGAAGGUGAUCCCUCUGCUGCUGCUGCUGGCAAACCGUGUCCAGGGCGUGCGCUCCCUGAGCCAGACCAGCGGGGACAACCUGGCCAUAGACGAGGCCAAACGCCAAGCCAAGAGGCCCAAGACCCGCCGCACGUAAACAUCACAGCCCUCCAACCAUAUACCACCACUACCGCCACCCGCAACUGCCCAGAGACCCACAGCCCUCCCCCGCCAGCUUCACCAGCCCGCAGGCUGACCACAAGGACCCUCUUUCAGUCUCUAAAACCCUUCUAUUGACCACCCACAUGAAAGAGCCAAAGAAGGUGAAGACUGGUGUGUGUGUGUGUGUGUGUGUGUGUGUGUGUGUGUGUGUGUGUGUGUGUGUGUGUGUGUGUGUGUUUGUGUCCAUGCGUGUGAAUUCGCUGCUCUCGAGGUCAAGUGUGUUUUUCUAAGAUGCUUCUUUUUUUUUUUUUUUCAAACAAAACACCAAGUACAUGAAUUGAAAUAUAGACACUCUGGACAGUAGAUUGCCAUCAGCAAAGACUGAAAUCCACUCUCGGGUCUCUGGGGAACAUGCUCACUGUCCAUAACAUGGUCUUCAUACAUCCAACGGUUAUUCACAGAUGGCCUGUUGUGACCUGCAUCUUGUGGUUUUGCCAAUGGCUCGCCAUUCACACUGUUUAUUUUUUUAAGCCUAGUGGAAGUCGACCUGGGGGUCUAUAUAUAUAUAUAUAUAUAUAUAUAUGGUUCCUGAUAUUGUGGCAGGUGGUAUAAUGUGAACGUGUGAGUGUGUGUACGUGUGUGCUUGUCUGAAUUUCCAUGCAUGGCUGUGCAAGUGUUGCUCAGGAAGAAUUUGUGAUGAAAACUAAGAUCACAAAUAUAGGUCCACUUGAACACUCUAGACAUAGCUGUGGUCAAACAGUGUAGUGAUGGAUCGAUCAAUUGAGUAAUUUAUUAAUUUAUUAAUCCCUCUUUUUAGGACGUAAACUAUAAGCACUGAUGAAAUGAAUCAAGUUUUUGGUCUAAUUAAUGGUUCCCAUUACCCGAUAUCAUUAACUUAAAUGCUCUACAUUCACUCGCAAAUUCACGGGAAACACACAGGAAUUUAUGUAAAUUGGUUGUCUUUUUUCUUUCUUUCUUUUUUAUAAUACUAAUGAAGCUAAAAGCUGCUUCCACAGGCAGUUUAACUCCUAUCGAUUUGGUUGUUUAUUUCUUCCAAAGCUUUAAAGCACCCAGGCUGAACAGUGUGAUUAGCAGUGAACGAGUUUUGAUAAAGGUGAAUAAAAGACUUUUGGGAGAACUGAAA